AGAAACACAUUUCUCUAAACAUGGGUGAAACGGAGCAGAGACCAACAGCAGGAUCCCGGUUAGGAGCACAGGAAAAUGCUGGAAUCAGUACCUUGGAGCAUGGACAAAAGCCACCUAUGACACCUCCGGGAAAACUCGUCUCCAUCAAAAUCCAGAUGCUGGAUGAUACGCAAGAAACUUUUGACAUCCCGGUAAGUACAAGAAGGCUUGGGGGGCUGAAGAUUUUCCAGGGAUUUCUAGAAGUCGAUGAUUUCAAACCAGUUCUGGUUUUAUUGCAAAUCUGUGAUUCUUUGCUGGCCAGUGAAUUCAUGUUGUGAAGAA
Messenger RNA from Tinamus guttatus (white-throated tinamou), 321 nucleotides. Lineage: Eukaryota; Metazoa; Chordata; Aves; Tinamiformes; Tinamidae. The record is from RefSeq and is a predicted model, not a curated record.